Molecule: messenger RNA, 12227 nt
Organism: Porites lobata
Lineage: Eukaryota; Metazoa; Cnidaria; Anthozoa; Scleractinia; Poritidae
Source: the annotation of a GenBank genome assembly
UGGGUUAAAAGAUUUCCAACGCAGAAAAUUGCUCGGAAUACUUGAAAGGUAAGUUAAUCUCAUCCGUGUGAAAUAAUAUUGAUGAUGCAGCUGAUACCAACGUCAAAGAUCACCCGAGCCAGAAAUUACUUGAAAUCUCUGCUCUGACGCCCAGCCGGAGUAUGUCAACUGUUUAUUUUUACUUCUCCGUUUGUCUUCACGUUAAAUAAUCUAUUUAACCCCCAAUAAUUACAGCUUAAAUAUUUAGGUGCCGUUUCGUGUUAAUUAAAAGACCCAUACGUGCGCAUUAAAAUAAUGUCUAAGUAAAAUUCUAAUCAGUUUCGUCAUCACUUAAGCUACCAAUUGUGAUUUUUUCUUCUACUCUUGCAAACAUGUCACACAGCCGACCGAUUAAUCACACAGUGAUAUAAAAGUGUGCUUAAACCAUGUUUUAAUGACGCAAAAUCAAAUGAAAUUUCUAAUAUAAAUGUUUUAUGAAUUCAUUUAAAUCGAUUGAUAAAUUUAAUGCUUUAACCUGUAAAAAUCAGUUAAAAAGGAUAUGAAAAGAACCUUUAAAUUCUUUUUUGUAAAAUGUUAAUUCGGUGCACAAGAACGCAGAGCUUAAUAUUUCCUUUCUUCUCUAUGUUCCUUGAGUCAGAAAAAAUAAGAAAAACGCCUUCCAAAAAAACAAUAGAAUUGUUUAUUAGGAGUUAUGAACAGUUUUAAACACAGAUCCCCUGCUGACAUAUUUAUGAAUUUCCAAAACUAAUGGAAAAUACUUAAUAACCAACAACAGAAUCUUAAAAGCAGUUCCGUUAUCUUCACAGCCAGAAUGUAAUGUUUGGUUUUUCAGUUUUCAAGACAAGCAAAAGUUUUUUUUUUCAGUGGCGGAUCCGGUUAAGGGCUCCUCCCCCCUAAUUUGUAAACCAAAUAAGGCCCAAAAUGCCGAAAAAAAUUUGUUUUGAAAUGCCUGAAAGCACAUUGAAAAUGACAAUUUUAUAGUCUGAUUUGGGAUCAGGAUUCGAAUAAUUAGAACCGGGCAGCAUAGCUCCACCACGAAUUCCCUGAAAUAGCCCCUCGGGAGGUAAAUCUACCCCCAGACUAAACCACUGGACAUAACUCUGUUCAAGCCCUGAACCACUGAUUAAAAUGGUUACUUAUAUUGGUGUAAAUAAUUAUUACUGCAAUACAUACAUCAUACAUUUAUUGAAUACAUCCCCAUGUGGGACUUUUCAGUGAUAAAAUAGGAUUACAAAAUUAAAAAUAUACAGGAUUACAAGAGCAAAAUCUAUAUAUUUUAACCUAUUCACAUAAUUUGAGCAACAGUUUACAAUUUAUUGAUUAAAAUGAGAAAAAUACCUUUUCACAGAUUUGGUAUUAAGCAGUUCUAUUUAUUUUUUCAAACAAUACCAUAAUCUAGAACAGUGUACAUCACAUAACAGUGCCUAUUGAAACUUGUCAAUGCAUAUUUUUUACCAAUCAAAAGUAUACCUGUUAUUUGUAGUUGGAAAUUGCUGAAACAUCGAUCAAAAAAAUUUAUUUGCAGACCUGUGGAGGUAAGUAAACAUAAAGCAAAUGUUAAAGAGCUGAUUCUAAAUAAAUAGAGGAUUGUUAAAGGAAGCAAGUUAAUUUUAAUUAUAAAAUGAUAAGAAUAUGUACGGUAAGCCUCCAUUACCUUAAUUUUGAUCGACCGCUGAGUGUUUUUUUUCUUUUACAGCUCAGGGACUUUUCAACAUAUAAAAUAUAUACUAGUUAUCCUGGGGAAACCUUCAUUGUGGUUUUAAAAUUAUGGAUGCCAGUGAUUGCCAAGGUUGUUGCUAUGGCAACAUAGAGAGUGAAGCUAGCAACAGAUACAUGAUAGAGAAACAUGAUACUGUUUAUUGCCAAGAGUUUCAACAACAUACCCAAAGCAAGGAUCCUGUUAGUCCAGAUCAUCUGAAACACUCCGUUCCUGAUGACAACUUGACAAGAUUGUCAAACAUGAAUAUCUGCAAUGGUGAUGAAGUACAUAGUGCUAAUGAACCAAUGCCACACCAAUACUGGUCAUUGGCAACUUUUCCACCGGAGUUAAUUCUUUUGAUCUUUUCAUAUCUUGAUGCACGUUUUACAUUAAGGGUGUUGGCAUGUGUAUGCAAACUGUUCCAUAGUCUUCUAUCAUCUGAAUCUAGCUGGAAAACAAGAUUUGGUAAACGAUGGCCAAGAAGGAACAACAGGGAAGAUUAUGACUUUGUAUCAAGGUUUGAGUGACAGUUUUGCUGAUGUUGCCACUGUGGUUUCUUAAGCUCCCAUCAGUAGGCGCUGUGUUUUUAACUUAUAUUAAUUUUGUUUUGUAGUUGGAAGAGAAUAUGUGUUCAGCAAGAGGAUCUAGACAAGUUUUGGCAUGAUCCCACGUCCUCUCUGGACUUUUAUCAGCUAAAAGAUCAGCAUUUUGCUCCAGUAGAUACAGUUCACAUCAUGAAUAGCGCUAAUCUGUGCAUCUCAGGGGCGAGAGAUCGUGCAGUGGGUGUGUGGAGUCUAUCAGCUUUAGCAGAUCCCCUGGAGGAAGGAUAUGCUAAGAAGUCUUUUAAGCAAUCACUUGAUGGGCACAGGGUAUGUAACAAGAUUUGGUAAACUCCGGAGGCAGCGUUGCCAAGUGGUCAGCACGUUAGACUCACAAUCUGGCGGUUCCAGGUUCGAGUCCCGCCCUGUUCAAUUGCUGGAUUUGUUUUCGGUUGUCCCAAGUUCAAAUCCUUGGCCACGCUUGUAAAUAGCGGACUGGUUCCCUCCUGCCAGUUGGGUUUUUAAUCCUGUUAUGUUAUAUUUAAAUUAUUUGUUUCUAAGUAUUUAAGUGGAGUGCCUGUAAACUAGCUGAGUAAGCUAAGUGUAACUUUCCACUAUAAACAAGCCUUUAAACCUUUAAACAGUUAAUAUUAGUUUGAUGCACUGUAGUAAUAGUAUUAAAGGUUUUUCAUGGAUCUUAUGAUGGACACAGAGUUUGUGACAUUCAAGUUGAUCCUUGGCAUGUAGCAAGGCCAUGUAGAUGGCUUCAGAGUUAGGUUGGUUCCUGAAGAAAUAGCAUUAUUAAGAUAUUAAUUAGUUAAAUUACAGGGCUGAUUACCUCACUGAUCUCUUAAUGGGUUGUUCCAGAAAAAAUCCACACCCCCCCAACGGAUGGGAUUCUGGAGAUUCUCGCGGGAGGGGGGGUCGAAGACUCCGGAAAUCCAGGCGGAAGGGGGGGUUGACCUUAAAAAAGUCUUCUGCAGGGGUCAUUUCGACCGAUAGUUGAUACAAAUCAAACAUUUAGUUCAAUGACACUUAAGCGCUUUCAGACCCUGAAAAUAGUCAAAAUGUUUUGUUCAUAUAUUUCUCACCUGACAUAAAUGAUAAUUUAAGUUGCUUUACGGGUCCUUUUAUAGCAGAAAACGCGAACAAGAUACUAAAGAACGGGCCUGAAGGAACUCGUCGCAACGUUGUUGUCACGAAGAGCGUCAAACGCCUGACACAUUUCUACUCGCACCCAGAGCCCGCGCGCGAAGAGCGAAGAGUGAUUUUUAUAAGCUAAGAAAUUAUGUAAACACUCGUUCAGGUGUCGUUCGCAUUUUUGUUUUUUGCUCCUUUCGUUUUUAAUUCCACGCUAUAGAAUUCUUAGUUUAAUAUAAGCUGAAGCUUUAGAAAUUAAAACAAAACAUUUUGGCGUGUUUGCGUGUAUUUUUCAUUAAAAAUAAAUUAAAUUUAAGCCUUUUAUUUUUUCCCGGAAAUCCAGGCGGGAGUGGGGGUCUUCCACCUUGGAAAUCCAGUUGGGAGGGGGGGUCUUGUGCUUCAGGAAAUCCAGGUGAGAGGGGGGGUUAAAAAAGGACCCCAUCCGUCGGGGGGGUGUGGAUUUUUUCCGGAAUAACCCAAUAGUGCUUGGACAUCUCUUAAGGGACCUGAGGAUAAGUGAUAUUCAUUGAUCAAUAGUCUAAAUGAGUUAGCUGAUCUCCUGUGUGUCACAGUUAUACCAGUAGGUCUAAAAUACAGGUCACUUUUCCACAGGUCAGAGUACAGGUCACCAUGAUACAGAUAAAUGAAUAGCAUUAUAAGUGUCUCCUAGCCCUGACCUCUUAACAUAAUGCUCUGUUAGAUUGAGGGGAAUCUGUGUGGUUUAGUAAUUUAUCAAUGGAGCAGUGACCUGUAUACUUGAACUGUGGAACGUGACCUGUACAUUAGACGUGGCCCAGUUAUACAUAACUGUAAUGCAUUUAUAACACUUUGGUGAUUUCAGGGUUGGGUUUGGUGCCUUGGUAGUGACCCCACAGGGGCUCCGAGAGUGUGCUCAGGAUCUUGGGAUGGUAACAUCAAAUUGUGGGACCUUCAGGGACAAAGUGCUGAGAUGACUACAAUCAGGUGCAUAAUAUUGAAUUGACAGAUAGUUACAGUGUGGUGUUUCACUCAAUCUCACAGUUAAGGCCCACCUUCAUCUUAUCCUUCAUCUUAUGGGUUAUAUAACCAUUUGGUUUUCUAAUCAGGGGUGUCAAUAAGCACCGACAGCCAACAAAACACAUCACGGCCUCCUUUGCUCGUAGAAGUCGGCUACUUUUUUCUAGAAAGAAGAAGCAACUAGUUUGAUUAACGUUGUAAAGGAAAAAUAUAUCAUAAAAUCUGAAUGAAAAUGUAAUAAUGUGUUUUUGUAAUAUAAAGGCCCACUGGUUUUACGUUAUGCUUUAGUUAUGUGAACACUACAUUUCAGUUAUUUUUUCACAAGUUUCUUUAUAGGUUUAAAAAAGUACGUAAUUUAGUUCAUUUGUUCGUUGCUUGCAUGAAUUGUUUGUGCGACUGAUAAAUUUAAUAUUGAAAGCUACAUUUUCUUGAAUGAAAAACGCACUCUUCUGUCCUCAAUUUUAGUCCCCAGAAUGCUGAAAAUGGCAUUUUAGGGCUUUGAAGUUUCAAAAUUUUCUUUGGCAGAAUGCACCCAGACCCCGCUCAUCCCCCUACCCCCUUAGGAAAAGGGGACUAACGACCCCUUGUUGAUGACUUCAAUUUGUAUUGAAACCCCUUGCUAAUUUUUAAAAACCUUGCAUUCUUUAUUUUAGCAAUUUAAUAUUGGUUGAUGCUUUGAAAUGAUGGAGUUUUAUGUCAUAGAAAGUUUUCUUUGGUGUGAAGUGCAUCCAGGGAAACCUUUAAAAACCAGCAUAUACACCAACAUAAAUACACAUACUUAAACAACAUAUACACAUAAUAAUUACUAAUCAUGAAGUAUGUCUCAGCUGGAUUUAUAUGAAAAGUUGUCUAUACCUUAGGUUUUUGGAUCAACAAACACUCACAAACAUUUAAAAAAUGCCCUGUAUGGUUUCUAAAAUAAUGGUAUCAAAGAAAAGUGCUACUUGGUAGUCUUCUCUCGAUGACCAAACAUGUAUGUUUUGGGCAUGGCUCAUUGAUUGUUGCAGAAAUCAAAACACACUGUAUAGAAUGCAAGUAAACUGCAACAUGGCACAAAAUUAACCACUACAGAAAAUACCAUAACAUACCAUAAUGCUCUUUGUUUGUCACCCCAACAUUUUGCAUAAGCAUUGUUUUCAGUUUCUCUUGGGACCAUUUUAACUCCCAAGAGAAACAUGCAAAAUUUUGGGAUGACUAACAAUGAGCAUUAUGGUAUGUUAUGUUAUUUUCUGUAGUGGUCAAUUGCAUUACAGCUCUAAUUUGAUUGGUCGCAUGUUAGGAUUUGCAUACAAAGAAUAAAAUUAAUGCUGAGAUGAGACCCAUCAGGGUAUGAAACACUGCUGAAAUUCUUUGAUAGUCUUGUUUUGCAAACCAUAGUUAGUAGAGGAUUCAAACUAGUAAAUGCCUGAGCAUCAAAAUCUGGCUCAAGUAUAUGGUAUUGGCCAGACUGCAGAGUUCUGUGCUGUGGUCACCUCUCUGAGAUGUUUUAUUAUAAAGUCCUAUAUCGUUGUUGUCCCUUUGUCAUGAACUCAUUGUAUCGAUAUGUUUUUUGUUUUUUUUUUUUUGAACUUACAGUGCCCAUAAGGCAGCUGUGUUGUGUUUGUCUUGGGAACAGGAUAUGCUAAUUUCUGGCUCUUAUGACAGAACCAUUGUCAUGUGGGAUCUUAGAGGUAAGUGAAAUCACUCAUCUUACCCUGGCCUAUUGUUUCAUUCUCAAGCUGUUGCAUUUAUCAUAAUAAUAAUUAUAUAGAUUUAGCCAGGCCUAAACACGAAGCAUUUGCCUAUUCAUUUAUACAUGAAAGACCUUGAUCCUUUGUUAUUCUUCUGCUUAUUUUAUAACAACUUUAAAAGGCCAAAGCCAUUAACAGAGCCCUGCUUUUAGUGGUCUGUUUAUUAUAUGUAACUUUGCAUGUAACUUUGAAACAGUAAAUAGCUUGAAUUCUUUUCUUGUCCUCCCAGCUGGAAAUUUUGAAAAAAAACACAGAACCUGUACUGUGAAUCACUGUCAUAAAAAUACCACCCACAAUAAUAAUAGCUAGAGGGGCUGCCAUGAAAGCCAAAUGGCAAAACACUUAAUUGAUAUUAUCAGGGGUCUCAUAUUGGCAAGAGGUUAAGUAUAAUGGAGUAGCUUUGGUCAUUUUUUCUUAUUAUUCUGCCUUUUGAUUCUACAGGCACAUUUAUAGGUUGCAGAAAACCUUAACUGUGUCUUUUAAGCAUCCAUUGAUUAAUAUUGCAGGGGGUUUGUGAAAGCCAAAUGGUAAAUCACUCGUAACAAGACCUACUGUACUAUAAAGAGAGGUCUGCAAUUUCAUGAAAAUAAUGGGCUCAUUUGUUUAUUAUUUUAGCUGGUUAAUCUAUGAGUACUGUAAGAAAAACACACUAAAGCUGUAUCAUGUGUUACUGUGAAAUUUAGUACCUUGUGUUAAUAACUAGCAGAGGUGCCAUAGAAACCAGAUUGUUAAACACAGCUAUUGACCAUGAAUUUGGUCUCUUAAUGGAAGCUGGCUUGGUUAAGCUGUUAACGUGUUUCUGAUUCUUUCUUCAACAUUCCAGCUGGCAAUUCCAUAGGCUCUUUAAAGAACCACAGUAAACCGGUCCUGUGUCUUACUGUUGAUGACCGUUUCAUCAUUAGUGGAAGCGAAGAUAAAACACUCUCUGUGUACGACAGAAGAGCUGCUCAAGUUUAUAAAAGUGUUAAGGUACCGUUUUGUCUUCCUUCACUAUAUAAUUCUUAAUUAUCUUAAAUAAUGAAAAAGAGUGUGAUCUUUACAGUAAAAAUAACAACCAAAGCGGUUGAAAAAAAACCUGAAAAAGUUCAGGCUUGAUCGGGAAUCGAACCCUGACCUUUGCGUUGACCAGACGCAACGCUCUAUCCAUUGAGCUAAUCAAGCCAACUGGAGAGCAGGCCAUUGUGAGUUCGUAAUAUACCCGAUGGUGGAAAUCAUAUGAAUAAAUAAAGAUAUAGAUAAAGAUAUCAGGGGCGGAUCCAGGAUUUUUUUUAGGGGGGUGCACUCGUCUCUUGCUCUACUUCAACACCAAUAAACCACAUAGUUUUUUUCGCAGAAUACCAGUUGUAUUAGAAAACCGCAGGUCAUCUCGGGGGGGGGGGGUGCGCACCCUCUGCACCCUCCCCCUAGAUCCGCCCCUGGAUAUGAAAGUGUGCAUGAUCUUCACAGUAGAAUGAACAACCUAUUAAAGGGGUUGAAAAAGAGCAAGAAAAAAUUCAGGCUUGACCGGGAACGAACCCUGAUGCACUUCAUACAUUUCAAUUCAUAAUAAAAAUUAUCUAAACUAUGCUCCUUGUUAAGAUUGCUUAAAUGCCUUUAAAAAGUUGAAGGGACGUAGGUUAGUUGUGAGGAUUUCAUGUAAGUAAAAGUGCCCAUGUAGUGUUUUUAGUGUUUUUGUACCCUUUAGAAACGUCUUGUAUAUUUAUAUUAUAAAUAAAAAGCUGAAGCAUUUAGCUAUGGUUUAACUAAAUUAGGCAAAGCAUUUUUGCUUUCUGUUGCACGUUGGUGAUAACUGGUGUACUUUAGUGAUUUUUUGGUGGUUCAUUUGACAGUUAUAAGGUUUUUUGUUCAAAAGUCGGUGCUUUUUGGUAACGGUUAACUUACAUUUGGAACGUUGUAUUUGUCGUCCUCAGCUUAAAACUCCAGUGUUUAGCUUGUGCCAAAGCUCCACAUGUGGCUACAAUUACCUGAGAGUCGGGGGCAGAGAUGGCCGCCUGCACAUGCUGGAUACAACUGCCGAUAGAUUUGAGGAACUAACAGUGAGUUGAAAGAUUCCUUGGGGCGUUUAUUAGGAGAUUCAAAAGUAGGACUAAAAAAAGGACUCUAUCCGACAACAAACCAUAACGGGCAAAACAACUGGAACAUCUUUUGCCAUCCUAUACAACUGCGACAUAAUAACGACGACGAAUCUACCUUUCCUUUCCGAACCUUUAUGCAGUACCUAAAAAUUCAUUUCCUGGAAAAUCCAACUACACUUUUUCGAACUGGACUCACAUAAAUACCCAGCAAACUUAGUAUUUCAUUUCAUUUCGUUUCAUUUAUUGGUUUAUUCAGAUAUUUACAAUUUUAUUUUAUCAGGCGACCUUUUGUGCAGUCGAAUAACUAGAGGGCACAUCUAAUUUAACUAGAGAAAAUAAAAUUCAUCGUUGGAUGUCUACCACCUUCAUAAAAUGUCCCAACUGGAAAUUACACGUUUUAGUUCGCAGAGGAUAACAACUUGGAAAUGUACUAAACAGUGCCGGAUCCACACCUUGAGAUAAGGGGGACCCGCUCAUCUAGACCCUUAGAUAAGGGGGCGGGGGGGAGGUGGCAGUCUCCAAAAAAAAAAAUUUCGGUCCUUCGGGCCUCAGUUUGGUCUAAAAAUAAAGGGGGGACGGGCCCCCUGGGCCCCUCCCCUGUAUCUGCCACUGCUAAAGAGAGUGAUGCAGGGGCAAAUUUGUUAUGUCCGUCACAAUCUGAUUCUGGGAGUCUUUAAAUAUUUACAUGUGGUGCGAUACUUGAAUGAUGUGAGAAGGUUUUUAUUCAACAACAUGUGUAUAAGAGAGACAGGGAGCUUCUUAUAUGUGGCUGAUUGUUUGUUCACUGUUUUUAGCCCAGUAUAGAACUAGGACAGGAAUCAAAUGGAAAAAUCUCUGGAAUCUGCCAUUACGGCGGUGCAGUUGUUGCUUGUUCAACUGACAAAAGUAUUAAGGUAUGACAUAUUAAAGUGGCUCUGUCAUGGCUGUUUACUUUGUUUUUGAGCGACUCACGUCAACCGGGAGUGAAGCAAUCUCCCUUUUAAUGUGCCUUGAAGCAACAAAAGUUGUGUGCUUAAGUGCCUUUAAAGGAGCUGUGUCACAAAAUUCAGCUAAAUUAGGAAAUUACAAAAUGCCCGUUAAAUUAAGAGAAACAUAAAAAUAACCGCUUAAAACUUUAAAGGAAGGUUAAAAUAACAUAACAGAAAUAACAGAUGCCACGGAUGGGCACAACUGAAGAAGAUUGAAAACGAAUUGAAAUUAGGGUUUUUGAAAACUGUUCAGCCUAACAGUUUUUCAAAGUUGAUCCCUGCUGCUUACAACUUCAAAAAUAAUGCUCAGGAGAUAUAUUUGUUUGAGUCGGAUCUCUGAUUUUGUCAAUUACAUGUAAUUUCUUUGCUUACAUGUACUUUAAGUUCCAUAGCAAUUGAGGGCGAGUAAUUGGGAAAUGAACUGGACUGCCGUGACACAGCCCCUUUAAGGUCCCUAAUAUUAACCAUUGGAAUGUGGGAUUCAAGUUCCACUGACAAAGUAUCUGGAAUCCAGGACCUAGAUUCCGGAAUCCACAAUCCAAGACUGUCUUGGAUUACUACAUACAGUGAAACCUCUAUUAAGCGGAUUCCCAAUUAAGUUGACACCGUCUAUUAAGCUGACACUAAGCCAGGUCCCGCAAUUAACGACGUAUACUUCUCUUUAUAACGAACCCUAUUCAGCGACACCUCUAUUAAGCGGACACAGACACUAAGAUAAGUUUUAUUUGGCUAAUUUCUAUUGUUAAAAACCUCUUUCAAGCGGACACCGGACUGAAUUGACGAUAGUAGUAUUGGAUUACGUCCUUGAAAUACGGACUGAAGUCAGUUAAUGUUUUUGCAUUUACAAACAAAUUAAAGUUGGUAAUGAAAGGUGAUGAACUUGAACUCUGGAUAGCUUCUUUAACAACAUGCAACUUUAUCACAGUACAGAGUAACCGUUCGAUGUUGAUCCGUAACAAACAUUGCACAAUUUUUACAACCUCUAUUAAGCGGACACUUAGGAAGGUCCCGAAGGUGUCUGCUUAAUAGAGGUUUCACUGUGUCUUACAUGGGGAAAACUGUCAUACGAUGUCUGGUAAAAUGACAGGGAUGUUAGAAAACUGAAUAAAGUUUUGAUAUCUCAGUGCAUCGCCCAGUUUCCCUUAAUGUGUCUCUAUCUUAACUCCCCCUCACAGAAUGUCAAGUCAACGAGCCGCCAGGAGAAACGAUUGUGUAUGUCUCGGUGUUAAAUCGUGCCGAAGAGUAGAUCACUUUACAUGCAACUCAAAGAGGGUGUUGUUUGUGGCGGAGUGUAGUACUCAUCUUAAUGAUCGUCGACCACUAAUAUCUGUUGCUAACUUUUGUCCGUUUAUUGGUGUCUGUUCUGCAGGUAUUGGAACCCUCCCGUGUUCUCUCUGUUAUUCAUACAUUUGACUGUCAUACCGGAGAAGUGACAGCGGUAAGUAAAAGUUUCUUCGAUAGUUCGGCCAUUUUGUACGUUGUCGUACAACUCUCCUCCGUCCUCGUCGGAAGAAGCGUUGCAUGACGACGCCCAGAACUGUGGUGUAGCAGACAACGUAGUCUCUUACGUAGCUGUAUCUUUUACGUCAUGCACAGCUCCGCACCACACUGCGUGAGAACAAAAACAGCUGCUACAUGGGCUUCACUCAGCCUGCGUGCAGACGUUGAAAGGGGAAAUGCGGAGGAGGGGAAAUCGGGCGCUCUUCACCCCAUUCCAGGAGCGCCAGAAUUCCCCCCUUCCCCUUUUCCCUUUUGAAGCCUGCCACACAGGCCACGUGAUAAAAAGUGGUGCGAUGAGAGGUUAUAGAAGUCUGCCUCACGUCAAUAUUGCUAGAUCUACUGGAUCAAGGACGAGGAAUUGCUCAAACAAAAAUCCCGCAGGCAAAAUAAAAAUCCCGUUGUCCCGUAAUAAUUCACAUAUUCAGAGCCUACAUCGGAGGUUGAUGUUGGCUUGUGCUGAUAGUAUUGAGCACAGAGCGUCGACAGGUACAUGCGCGCAAGGUUGAGAAACCCGUCGUAUCUUGAAAUGUGAAAUAUGAGUUAUUGCGCACAUCCUCGCUUCAGCAUUUUUUUUUCUUAAUCUAUUUUCUUGCCUCAGAAAGUUUGUUUAAAAAUUAUUGUAAUUUCCUUUCAGGUAAACAGCGGAGGCUCGGUGUUAGCAUCAUGUUCAAGUGACCUUACUAUUGGGAUAUGGAGACCCAAAAGUCUGAGGCCCGUGGCGAUUAUCUGAUAACAAUGAUGCUGGUGGUCUUAAUGUUAGCCUGCGUGCAGACGAUAACUAAACUCUGAUUAGUACCGUCUGCGAAGCAGCGUAGAGAUCCUUGUUCUGGACCCCCAACGGACUCAACGAAUUACCGGAAGUGCGUUUCGAAUUCCCCUUCAACCUGAUUGGCGAUCACGACAAACAAAACAAAGGCCUUUUUUAACUGGCCAAUCGUGGCGCGUACUCAAAUCUGGGUACACAGCUGGAAGUCCAGAACAAGGAUUUCGGCGCUGUUUCGCAGACGGAGUUAACCAGAGUUUAAUUUCGUCUGCGCGCAGGCUAUAUUAAUGUUGGUGUCAUGUUCUGAUAAUUGCGUGCUUGCCUGGAUCAAUUCUGGCGUAAGGAUGUGGCUGACAAGCCCAAACCAAGACUGAUGAUAACAGUAAAGCAAGUACAUGUAUGUCGGUCACAAAUAACAAUGAGCUGGUUUCUGUAGUUGCACUAUUAAACUGAUGACCAGAUUGAGGAAAAUGUUGACAGUGUUAUUAUUGGUGAUGAUAAUAGCGAGUUUACGCAACGAAGACGACGGCGGCAUCGAGAACUUAAGCGAUAGGUUUAGACAAGCAAAACAACAACUUUGCACGUGCAUCACGCUUUUUUUGCACAUUUCUCUGCAGUCGUUGCACGACUACAACGUGAAACUGCCUAAUUUCACGUUUUGUCGAGGACGGGAGCAAAAGCAGGUCUCAAAAUAACGGCCGGUCAACGGACAAUGUCCGGCCUGAUCGUGGACUUGACCGGUCAAACUCUCGUCUGGCCGGUCAUUUUGACCGGUCAUCUUUGGAUACGAACAUUUUAUAAUAUUUUCCAUAAGUUG